CAAAUUCGUCCCAUCUUGAAUCCAAAAACAAAAUUAAUCAAAUCUCUUGGACAAAAGAAGUAAUAAUCAAAGGGGCAUAAAUUUAGAUAGAAUUAAUCCACUCAUAAUUAUUUUCCGUUUUCUUUUGAGUGCAUAAUUAUUUUCCUUAAUUAACUUGAUGUCAAGAAAAUUCUAUCUAUAUGACUAUAUCUAACCAAGCAUACACACACACAUACGGAGUAUAUGUAUAUAUAUCUCUGGUCUGACCGGGAGAGUAAUAAAAAUGGGCAGCGGGUUUAACCAGCGGGCGGCGGCGCUUGCCAUAGCCAUGGCGGUGGCCGUCAUCGCCGGCGGCGUUCGCUCGGUGUUGUCCUACCAACGGCCGCCGGCGAGGGACUCCAUUUUCGCAUCUCUGCCCCAACAUCUCGACUCCUAUUCUCCUCAACAGGUGCAUAUUUCAAUGGCAGGGAAGGACAAAAUGAGGAUAUCAUGGCUUACAAAAGAGUCGCCGUCAGACACGGCGGCGACGGUAGAAUACGGCACAUCUCCGGGAAAUUACAUCCUCUCUGCCAAUGCCAACACCACAAGCUACAGAUACCUGUUGUACAAAUCCGGCGAUAUUCACCACGCCGUCAUCGGCCCGCUUUCUCCCAGCACCACCUACUACUACCGCUUCCCUGGCGGCUCCGCCUCUUCCCUCCAAUAUAAUUUCACAACUCCGCCUUCCGGUUUCCCCAUCAAAUUCGCCGUUGCCGGUGACCUUGGACAAACGGAGUGGACCAAAUCAACCCUGGAACACAUCUCCAAGUCGAACUACGACAUGUUGUUGCUCCCGGGUGACUUGUCCUACGCGGACUUCGACCAGCAGUUGUGGGACGCGUACGGAAGGCUGGUGGAGCCUCUGGCGAGUGAACGGCCGUGGAUGGUGACACAAGGCAACCACGAAGUGGAGAAAAUCCCAGUCAUCCAUCCAGAGUCGUUCACCGCGUACAAUGCCAGGUGGCAAAUGCCUUUCGAGGAGAGUGGGUCCGACUCCAACCUCUACUACUCCUUUGACGUGGCGGGGGUCCACGUGGUGAUGUUGGGCUCGUACACGGAUUUCGAGCCCGGCUCAGCCCAGUACACGUGGCUGGAGUCAGACCUAGGGAAAGUUGACCGAACCAAGACUCCAUGGCUGUUUGUGCUUGUGCACGCACCAUGGUACAACUCCAACACUGCCCAUCAAGGGGAGAAGGAAAGUGUUGACAUGAAGGAUUCCAUGGAAGACUUGCUCUUUAAGGCCAAAACCGACGUCGUUUUCUCCGGUCAUGUUCAUGCGUACGAGCGCUUUACUCGAGUUUACAAAGAGGAAGCAAACGACUCUGGCCCGCUAUAUAUCAACAUUGGGGAUGGCGGUAAUCGCGAAGGUUUAGCCACCGAUUAUAUGAAGCCGGAGCCGGAAAUAUCAGUGUUUAGGGAGGCGAGUUUUGGGCAUGGAAGACUUGAGGUGGUGAAUGGAAGCCAUGCAAAAUGGGAAUGGCACAGAAACGAAGACGACCAAUCUGUUACAGCAGAUAGUGUGUGGAUUAGGAGCAUAUCAUCAUCGUCAACUUCACCCCAUUCUUCUUAAUUCCUUGCAUUGAAUAUUUGAACUAUCUCUAUAUAUGCUCUCUAUUUUAACUAAACAUGUAGUAAUAACAAUAUGGCCAAAAAAGUGUAGUAAUUUUUUUUCUUUAUUGGCAUAAAUUCAAGUAUGGGUU
Cuscuta campestris is the source of this 1718-nucleotide messenger RNA. NCBI's taxonomy places the organism in Eukaryota, Viridiplantae, Streptophyta, Magnoliopsida, Solanales, Convolvulaceae. The record is from the annotation of a GenBank genome assembly.